This is a messenger RNA of Xenopus laevis (African clawed frog), 2078 nucleotides long. RefSeq lists its product as uncharacterized. The record is from RefSeq and is a predicted model, not a curated record. The coding region runs from base 264 to 1262 and encodes 332 amino acids. NCBI's taxonomy places the organism in Eukaryota, Metazoa, Chordata, Amphibia, Anura, Pipidae. The transcript has 7 exons.
CUCCUCCGUUCUCGCGCUGCUGCUGUCUCCUGUGUGAGUGUCCCAGGAGGAUUAUUGAUACGAGUAUUCGCGUGAGCAGCAGUUCCAUAUCCAGGAGUCGGAAAUUAGCGAUUCUACCAACUGUCAUGAACAUGCUAAAAUUUUAAUUGCACGUGAGUGCUUAAAUGUAUACUUAACUUGCUAAAGAACCAGGGCCUCAAAUUUCUAAUGACUUUAUUAUCAAAUGGGAAUUGUUGACAGAAAGCAAAACAACAUACAACAGUAUGCAUAAAAUCAUUCCUCAUAAUGCUGUGACUGCAGCCCCCACACCCACAAGUGGGGCACCUUUCCUCACCCUGAUGGUCCUCGGGUCUCAGGAGGCCUUGGUGGGUAGUGAUAUCAUCCUGCUCUGCUCCUUCAGGAUUUACCCCUCUAUGGAUGCCAGGCAACUAACUGCCUCCUGGUCCAAGGACGGGCUCCAGAAAUUCUUCCAGAACACCACCUACAACUACUCAACAGACUCUGGGACAAUAGAGAAGCACCUGAAGGGAGGGAUUGUCUCCUUAAGGCUGAGAAAUCUCACCCUGGAGGAUGCUGGGAAAUAUAAGUGUGACGUGCAACAUGAUACCCUCCGUGCAACCAAAACAGUCACCCUGAAAAUCUUGGAGAGAGGCACUGCCAAACGUGCGACCGACUUAACACCAGCAGUUUGUAGACUGAAGACUCCAGCAGGUUCUUCUGGGCCAGACAAGCUUCUUUCCAAGGAUGUGUUCCUCAAGUGCCUGUUUGAAGCAGACACCAUGCCCAUUAAGCUGUGGGGUCUGAGUGUGAGUUGGAAGCACAAUGGCAAGUCAUUAGUGGAGUUCCGCCAUGGAGAACUUGUGGUUCAUGAUCCCCGGGCGCUGUUGUCUCCAGCAGAACUUGAGAAGGGAAAUGUUUCUCUAACACUGACCAAUGUGACUCUGACUGACGGCGGCAAAUACAUCAGCGUAAUUCAGUACGGAGUUAGCAAAGUGCAGUGUGGGUACACUCUGACUGUGCAAGAGCAACAGAACCGCAUUGACAUUGAGCUACUUUCUGCCCCAGUGCAUGCUGCACAAGAGAACCAGAUGGGCCUGGAGUCACGUUCUGCCCCAGAGCAUGCUGGUGAUGGAGACCCAAUGGGGCAGAAGGGUGAUGGGCCCAGUACCAAGCACAGGACACUGAAGAUUGGGAUGGUGAUGGGAGUUCUUGUGGGUGCCUGGUGUGUGGCCUUCCUCAUCUUCUUUUGCUACAAACCAUAAAGUAUCUGCCGACAGGGAAUCCCAGGAGAGCCAAAGUCACCGGCACAUUCUACUGGAGGAAUAUAAUGAACAAUAUAGAAGUGCAACAGAACCAGGACUAUAAAGCCUUACAACUUACUGCCUAUAGAACAGAACUUGUUGGUUACUUUAUUGAGCACAAAGCAAAUGUUUCUCCUUUGUCUCUGUUGCCAAUGAAUUAAGUAGAAAAUCUCAGGCCGUUGGUAUAGGUAAGGUUUUCACUACCAGAGAUGAACUUGGUGCUCAUAACACCCCCCUUCUACCUACGUCCCCUCACUCUCCCCUCCCUGAGUGACCCCCUAACUGCCAUAGUGCGGUUCCCUUUGAAAGGAGCAGUGGGUUUGUAACUACAAGGAAUCAUCUCUCUGCUGGGUUUGAACCAGUACCUUGUAUAUAGCAGCCUAUUACCUUAUCUCUCUACUAUUAAGGCAGAUUCGAGGUAUAGGUUUACCCUGUAUUGAGGUUAAUCUGGUUAACCCUGGUGCAUCUAAUUGUUUCAGCUGCUCUUCAUUAACUGGCAGUUGCAGCCUAUUGUCUAAUUAGCUCCCAGGGCCCUUAUUUAAAGCAUGAGCUGAAUUCCCCCCCUCUCGCCAGUUCAUAGGUCUUCAAAAUUACUGGACACCCGUUUUAUGUUUCUACUUUCCAGUGUGACCCUGUUCCAGGACUCUCUCCCACGCUGAUGUUCCUGAUUCUUGUUUUCCUUUUUGGCUAAAUUGUACCCGUCAUGGACUUUUGUUUUACUUUGAGCUCCUGAGCCUGUAAGUUGUUCUGCUGACUAAUAAACCUGUCUGUCUGCAA